CAGGCCGACAUGGAGGUCGAUAGCAAGGCUGAUGACAAGGCCGCCGGCCCCCGCUUUGUCGUCAAGAAAUGGAACGCCGUCACCUUCUGGUCAUGGGACAUCUGCACCGACACGUGCGCCAUCUGCCGCAACAAGCUGUACGAGCCCUCGAUUGAGGCUCAAGCCAACCCCGGCCUGGCAGACGACGCCGGCUACUCGAUCGCGUGGGGCUGCUGCGGGCACGUGUUCCACCUCGACUGCAUCUCUCGCUGGCUCAAGACGCGCUCCGUCUGCCCGCUCUGCAACCGAGAGUGGGAGUUUGCAAAGAUCGAGAAGAUCGCAAUGUACAACACCGAGUAGCGGCGCCCUCUCCGCCGUCCUCUGCCUGAUCCCGCCGCUGUCUGUCGCCGCUCGAGGGCCCUUCGCUCCCAGGGGGGACGGGGAAUGCGCCGACGGCUGAUGCCUGUUCUGCGCCGGCACCGCACCGCACCGCACCGCCCCCCCUUCCCCUUCCGCGCACCCAAAGUACGUUGUGUCCGACACAUCCAUUCUACAUUCAUUCGCCGAGUUUUCGUCGCAGUGCGCGACGUCUCUUCACUCAGAGGGUCAAAAUAUAUAUACGGCAAGAGGACCCCCGCUUCUGGGCCCAGGCGAU
Emiliania huxleyi CCMP1516 is the source of this 634-nucleotide messenger RNA. RefSeq lists its product as hypothetical. The coding region runs from base 10 to 339 and encodes 109 amino acids. Gene Ontology annotation, cellular component: cullin-RING ubiquitin ligase complex; nucleus. Gene Ontology annotation, molecular function: cullin family protein binding; zinc ion binding; ubiquitin protein ligase activity. NCBI's taxonomy places the organism in Eukaryota, Haptophyta, Isochrysidales, Noelaerhabdaceae. Gene Ontology annotation, biological process: protein ubiquitination; ubiquitin-dependent protein catabolic process. The transcript is spliced from 5 exons. The record is from RefSeq and is a predicted model, not a curated record.